AUGAAGUUCGCCACCAUUGCCUCCGUCCUCGCCAUGGCUACCGUUGCCAUCGCUACUCCCGCUCCCGCCGACAUUGAGGCUCGCACCGGCCCUGGAGGCGGCAAACCCUCCGUCUGCUCUUCCAAGACCAAGCAGGUCUGCUGCAACGGUCUUCUCAACUGCGUCGUUCAGGUUCUUGGCGGAAGCUGCGGCGGCAACUCCUACUGCUGCAAGACCAGCGCCCCUGCAGGUGCUCUCGUCAAUGUUGCUCUCCUCAACUGUGUCAAACUCCUCUAG
This is a messenger RNA of Fusarium sp. VM40, 276 nucleotides long. The record is from the annotation of a GenBank genome assembly. Lineage: Eukaryota; Fungi; Ascomycota; Sordariomycetes; Hypocreales; Nectriaceae.